Vespa crabro (European hornet) is the source of this 1752-nucleotide messenger RNA. RefSeq names its product mothers against decapentaplegic homolog 2 (gene Smox). Bases 164 to 1708 code for a protein of 514 amino acids. Gene Ontology annotation, cellular component: heteromeric SMAD protein complex. The record is from RefSeq and is a predicted model, not a curated record. Lineage: Eukaryota; Metazoa; Arthropoda; Insecta; Hymenoptera; Vespidae. Gene Ontology annotation, molecular function: RNA polymerase II cis-regulatory region sequence-specific DNA binding; DNA-binding transcription factor activity, RNA polymerase II-specific; I-SMAD binding. Gene Ontology annotation, biological process: regulation of transcription by RNA polymerase II; cell differentiation; transforming growth factor beta receptor signaling pathway. The transcript is spliced from 6 exons.
AGAGAGAGAGAGAGAGAGACAGACAGACAGAGAGAAAGAAAGAAAGAAAGAGAGAGAGGAGAGGAGAGAAAGAGAGAGAGAGAGAGAGAGAGAGAGAGAAAGAAAGAAAGAGAGAACGGAAUCCCCGAUGCGGCGGGGUGUCUCGCGCACGUAACGAGCGCAAAUGACGACUUCGAUGUUGCUCAGCUUCAACCCGCCUAUCGUGAAGCGGCUGCUAGGCUGGAAGAAGGCCGAGGGCGAGGACAAAUGGAGCGAGAAGGCCGUCAAGAGUCUCGUUAAGAAGUUGAAGAAGUCGGCGGGUCUCGAGGAACUCGAGAAGGCCAUUACCACGCAAAGCUGCAAUACCAAGUGCAUCACUAUACCGAGGCCUAGCCCGGGUGGCGUGGGCGACAACGGGGUCCAAGGUGUACGAGGCAAGGGUCUCCCCCACGUGAUCUAUUGUCGUCUCUGGCGUUGGCCAGAUUUGCAAUCGCACCACGAGCUAAGGGCGAUCGAGCACUGCGAGUACGCUUUCACGCAAAAGAGGGACGAGGUCUGCGUAAAUCCUUAUCAUUAUCAACGAAUACAAACUCCAGUUUUGCCGGCCAUUCUCGUGCCGCGGCACAAUCUAGCCGGGGACGAGACCGUACUCUACAACACCUCCCUCGAGGAGCUGAGCGUCAGCGUACCGGAAAACACGAGCUUCCACGCGACGUUGAAUCAUCAGCAUCACAAUCAACAAAACAUACCGCAAUCCCCGCAACAACAACAACAACAGCAACAACAACAACAACAGCAGCAGCAACAACAACAACAACAGCAGCAGCAACAACAACAACAACAACAGCAGCAGCAGCAGCAACAACAGCAACAACAACAACAGCAACAACAACAACCAAGCAAUCCAUACCAAGGAAUGCAGAGUAUGCAGGCAACCAGUCCGGCGAGUGUUGGGAGUCUAGGAAGCGUGCAAGGCUCGCCUCAUCCUACGUCGGGAUCUAUGGAUCCUCCAGCUGAUACACCACCACCCGGAUACAUCAGCGAGGACGGCGAUAACAUGGAUCACAACGAUAAUAUGUCUCUAUCCCGCUUAUCACCCAGUCCUGUAGAUGCCCAGCCCGUAAUGUACUGCGAGCCAGCCUUCUGGUGUUCGAUAAGUUAUUACGAGCUAAACACAAGAGUUGGGGAGACGUUUCACGCCUCACAACCAAGUAUCACAGUGGAUGGUUUCACGGAUCCAAGUAAUUCCGAACGCUUUUGUCUUGGUUUGCUCUCGAACGUUAAUCGUAAUAGCGUGGUGGAACAGACCAGACGGCAUAUCGGUAAAGGCGUCAGACUCUAUUAUAUUGGCGGCGAGGUCUUUGCGGAGUGUCUCUCCGAUUCGAGCAUCUUCGUGCAAAGUCCAAAUUGCAAUCAACGUUACGGUUGGCAUCCAGCUACCGUUUGCAAAAUACCACCUGGCUGUAAUCUGAAGAUCUUCAAUAAUCAAGAAUUUGCGGCAUUGUUGUCGCAAUCGGUGUCGCAAGGUUUUGAAGCGGUUUAUCAGCUGACGCGUAUGUGUACGAUCAGAAUGAGUUUCGUUAAGGGCUGGGGAGCGGAAUAUCGAAGACAGACAGUGACAUCGACGCCAUGUUGGAUCGAGUUGCAUCUUAAUGGUCCGUUGCAAUGGCUCGACAGGGUACUCACGCAAAUGGGUUCGCCACGUUUGCCCUGUUCCUCGAUGUCUUAAAUAAUCAUAUAAAGAUCGAAUCAAUGAAAAGGAUUAUGAAGAAA